Anguilla rostrata (American eel) is the source of this 2490-nucleotide messenger RNA. It is a transcript of the gene trmu, whose product is annotated as tRNA 5-methylaminomethyl-2-thiouridylate methyltransferase. Bases 158 to 1405 code for a protein of 415 amino acids. Gene Ontology annotation, molecular function: sulfurtransferase activity. Gene Ontology annotation, cellular component: mitochondrion. The transcript is spliced from 12 exons. The record is from RefSeq and is a predicted model, not a curated record. Gene Ontology annotation, biological process: tRNA wobble position uridine thiolation. Lineage: Eukaryota; Metazoa; Chordata; Actinopteri; Anguilliformes; Anguillidae.
AAUAUGAAUUAACGAACGAAUGAAUGAUGAAUACAAUUCACUAUUCUAACGGACAUAUUUAUUUUGCAUCCUCACAUCAGGAACUCACAUUCUGCCACGUGCAUAAAUGAACAGGAGUUAAGGAGUGCUAAAUUCAAGGCAAAUUGUAUGAACCGUCAUGGGCGUCGUAAGACACGUUGUCUGUGCGAUGUCAGGCGGCGUCGACAGCUCUGUCGCUGCUCUUCUGCUCAAACGGCGAGGUUAUCACGUGACGGGCGUGUUCAUGAGGAACUGGGACUCGCUGGACGAGCAGGGCGUGUGCAACGGGGAGCGGGACUGCGAAGACGCGUACAGGGUGUGCCAGAUGAUCGACCUGCCUUUUCACCAAGUGUCCUACGUCAAAGAGUACUGGCACGAAGUCUUCAGUAAUCUGUUGAAGGAAUAUCAGAAGGGGAGGACGCCCAAUCCCGACAUCAUGUGCAACAAGCACAUCAAAUUCAAGCACUUCUUUCAGUACGCCGUGAGCACACUGGGCGCUGACGCCGUGGCGACCGGACACUACGCCAGGACGUCCCAGGAGGACGAGGAGGUGUUCCAGCAGCGGCACGUCCCGUCUCCGAGGACGCUCUUCCGGGAUCGGUUCGAGAUCAGAAACCCGGCCAGACUGCAUCAGGGAGCCGACCGCUUCAAGGACCAGACCUUCUUCCUCAGCCAGAUCUCCCAGAAUGCACUGCGGCGGACGAUCUUCCCGUUGGCGGGCCUGACCAAGGGCUUCGUGAAGAAGAUGGCCGCCGAGGCGGGCUUCCAGCACGUCCUGAAGAAGAAGGAGAGCAUGGGGAUCUGUUUCAUUGGGGAGAGGAACUUUGAGGAGUUCAUACUAGAGUAUUUGGAGCCGCAGCCUGGGAAUCUGGUCUCGGUUGAAGACGGGAGGAUCAUGGGAGAACACAAAGGCUGGUUCACCUUCACGCUGGGGCAGAGGGCCCGGAUCGGGGGGCAGAGGGACGCCUGGUUCGUGGUGGACAAGGACGUGACCACCGGGGAGGUGUUUGUGGCCCCGACCACCAACCACCCGGCGCUGUACCGCGACACCCUGCGGACGGACCGCUUCCACUGGCUGGCGGACGAGCCGCCGGCUGAGCUGGCGCGCCGCAGCAUGAUGGAGUGCCUCUUCCGCUUCCAGCACCAGAUGCCCCUCUCUCCCUGCACUGUGACGCUGAACGCUGACGGAUCUGUUUGGGUCACGAUGGCUCGGCCAAUCAGAGCAUUGACACCAGGACAGUACGCUGUGUUGUAUAAGGGCGAUGAGUGUCUUGGCAGCGGGAAGAUCGUCCGUCUGGGUCCCACUGAAUUCACCCUACAGCAGGGCCGCGACCGCCUGAGAGGCACUCCCUCCGACCCCAACUGCACCCCUGAGCCUACUACCUGAAGGACUCGCGGUCGCUUCCGUUUCCGCUCGCCCGCGUGAGGCGACUGACGGCACUCUCAAACCGGGUCAGCUGACGGGCAGCAGUGACCGAACGCUGGUCGAUCUCAAGUAAUAUCUAUCAGUGCCCUCGGGUGAAAACAAACAAGUGCACGGGUUUCUAAUUUCUAUGAUGUGAAUUACACCUGUCAUUUAUUUUGACAGUGACGAUAUUGCUUCAUGGGAAGCAAUAGGUAGUUUAUCGUGGCAUAUUUAACAUUUUCGCCAAUUUAUUGUUGUAAUUCAUCUGAUGAAUGACUGUGUCCUGUUGGUAUCUAAGAUACUAAUUAUGGAAGAGAAAUGGAAGUUAUUUACAGUAGUAACUGGAACAUUAACUGUCCCGAAAACGCAUGGUAUUUAUACAAUUUACAAUUAAUGUAGUUUUGAGUUGGUUCAGUUGGUUCAUAAGUACAGGGAAACUAUGCAGACAAUCUACCUUUGAACUUUAAAAAACACAUGAGCGCGAAGGUGUUUGUUUUUUAAAAAUGUGAAUUUAUGACGAAGGUAGACGUCAGUAUUUCUGAAGUGCUGCGGUACAUGUGCAACAUUUUCCAUUUUAAGCUCUUACUCUCUUAGGUAUUUUUCGUAAAAAAAAAUCAAGAUUCAAGAUUUCUUUGUCAGUUUUGUGUACUUGCAUACAUAAAAACGAAAUGUUGUUCCUCCCCGUCCAAAACAGUGCAAACGAAAAAGACAAUAUGCCUAGAAUAAUAUGUACAAAAGAAAAUAAUUAUGCUCAUUGUAUUAAUAUCCCAUAGUCACUUGUAAAGGAGGAAUUACGUUGCCGCUGUAGCAAAAGACGCUUACAGAAAAGGAGGCACGCCAAUUGCUUUUUCUGAUCGUCAGAAACGCCUAAAACUGAAUUUUAAGGACGUUGUGUUCCAGUAGGCUUCAGUAAGAGCGUCAACCAGGGCUAUAGGCUACGUCUUGGUGGGAAGUGAUUAGCCUUUUUCUGGUUGUGUAUAUGCCUGCGCUCGUCAUAAUAUUUUGGUUUGCAUUGACAGGAAUUACGGUUGUCCUGAAUAAACUGUCUUCCCGACUAUUUUAUUAAA